AUGGCAGCUGUGGAUGGUAAGACUGAGGUGUGGACUGUGUGGAUGUUAGUGGAUGGUAAAACGCGGGCUUCAACUGAAGCAAUAGGUCUCACCGGAUGGGACGUCUUUAAACACAAGACCCAGCUUCGCGUUUUUGAGAACAAUAAUUCGAUACCUGUACCUGUUCGCUUCGCGAGCCUGCAACAUCCCUUCGGAAACAGACGCGUUCGUUUUGUGAAACGCGGAGCUGAUGUUGCUGAGAAGUGGCGUGGUUUUGACUGUGUAAGCUGCGACACUGUCGUAACAAUCGCCGCCUUUCUUCCGCCGCUGGAAGUGCGUUCGGCGCCAGGAGAUCGUCCGGUGCUGACAGACUGCAUGAAGACGCGUCUCGACGCGAAAGUGUGUUGCUCGCACUUUGCGUGCGGAGGAUCCUACGCCGGCGCGCUGGACAUGGGCGGGGCGCGCAAUGUGUUGAGCCGGUCGGCCGAUGACGCGGCGGGCGAUGGCCAGUGCCCAAAGGGCCCCGAAGGGCGGAAGUCGGGCGCUUCCACCGGCGGAGGGAAGCUUCUGGAUGUGAAUUUUCCGUCAAUCCAAGCCGCUGAAAAACUCAACCAAAUUACUGUUUCCCAAAAAAAGGGUUUACCGGAAAUCCAGUCGAAUGAGAAGGCUGGUUUUCGAAGUCCUCGUUCCUUUGCACAGAGCCUUCGGACUCCCCCUCUGAACCCAAGGCUUGAUGUUGCUGCUUUUGCUCGGAAGUUUCCUGUGAAACUCCAUCCUCUUGCAGCUCUUCUUGCGAUAAUGUUGAAGACAUCUGACACAGUAGAGUGUUCUGGAAGUUCUGUGACUCAGCCGCUGCGGGCACUGCGCUUUCUUGAGGCGAGUCAGGGCGAGUUUCGCCCGAAGGUUUCGACGUGA
This is a messenger RNA of Gryllus bimaculatus (two-spotted cricket), 894 nucleotides long. NCBI's taxonomy places the organism in Eukaryota, Metazoa, Arthropoda, Insecta, Orthoptera, Gryllidae. The record is from the annotation of a GenBank genome assembly.